GACUCAUCGAUGACGCAACCUUUAACCAAAAGCAAGCUAGACUUGCCAUAGAUAACAGCCUUCACUGAUAACCCAUCAACUGAUAACAGCUAUGCUUAUAACGUUCGAGAAACAGAUAUUUAUUACAUCACUGUUAUUGAAAGUCUCAGUGUCUCCGAUACGCUGUCGUGCGAAGCAUCACGGGCCGAUAUAAGUGCUAUACGUGAUCGGGAUACGUGUUGUAUAGGAAAUAAUAUAAAACUCACGUUCUGAACACGAAGUGUAAGUGAAAUAUCGUACGAAAUAUGUAUCGUAAGUAGAAACGAAAAAUAUUGAGAAAGAGAAAGUUUAAUCAACAUUUCCGUGUGACGAAAUAUCGUCUAACCUUGUCAUCAUGUCGGGGAAAAGAGGAUCUCUUAAGGGGAAAAGCGUGUCGUUCGCUUCGUUAACUAAAUCGAAGUUCUACGUAACAAGCGGCGACAAGAUGCAAAACAUUCCAGGACAAACUAUCUCUGGGGAACUGAAUAAAAAAACUCUCGUCAAGGUGCCGUCUAAUGGGAAAGCUUCAGUAAGCCCUCAGUCGUCGGUAGAUAGACGGUCGAUGGAGUCAUUCAAAAGACAAUUGUCAAAUCCUGAGCAGAAAACAGAAGCUCUGCCUGUUAGACAAUCUCAACAGGUCGCUGCUGUUCAAGAAGAUAACACAAAUGGUCAAAGGAAACUCCGACUAAUGAUGUCAUCAAACGGUAGAAAAUCAGUCAGCCCGCAGACAUCAGUCGAUUGUCAGAAUUCAGCAGGUAAGCCAUUAGGACAAUCUGAAAAGAUUCCAAUUGGAGAAGAGCACAUGGGUGACCAGAAAAAAAUUCACCUGGCAAGGCCACCAAACGGUAAAAAAUCUGCAAGCCCGCAAACAUCCGUCGAAAGUCAGAAUUCAUCCAACUCACAGUUAUCAGAUGCUACGGAGCUUGCUUCAGCAGCAAUACCCAUUAGAAAUUCUCAGCAGAAAUCCGCUGAAGUAUCCACCCGACGACUGAACCCAUCGUCUGCAGAGAUGCGCCCCACCAACGGUCUCGUAAAGACCACUUCGUCGGAGUCCCUAAAAAUGCAUAAGAGACGAAGCUCCGUUGGUUGCACCAAUUUCAACGGAACUGAAACCAUUGCCUAUCAACAGUCUCUCGAAUAUACAGGUUCCGCAACGUAUAAAAAUCGGAAAGCUUCCCUCCCACAUCAGAGUUUCAACCGCGGAUUGAACGACCAGUUCCGCCGAUCAUCUGCAACACGUCGGACGAGUGCACCCGAGCAGAAGAAUUUCACCGUCACCUACGAGAGAGUUCAUGGUCCUGCAGACGGGGCCUAUAAAAACGAGUCCAAACCAAGAGGGUUGAUCUUCAUGAAGAACAUCGAAGAAUUCGACGACAACAAGUACAGUCUGAGACAAGGUUCCAAAGUGGACUAUGCGAACCUGCUAGAUCUUUUCCAGCAAAUGGGUUAUCGCAAAAGCCAAAAGUAUUGCGAAACCGGCCAUAUUACUAAGAAGAAACUUAUGGAAGACUUGGAAGCGUUCAGUAAGCUUGACCACAGGGCUUAUGACUCUUGCAUUUUUAUUUUGAUGAGUCAUGGCGUGCAUGAUAAGACGUUUGUGUGUUCUGAUGGAGAAUUCGUGGAUUUAAUGGAUGUUUACUCUAUGCUUAACAACACCAACUGUCAACACCUUCGCAACAAGCCAAAAAUAUUCAUCCUCCAGUUCUGCCGACCUCAGAGCAAGUCAGUAAACCAAGUUCGUACGAAAACCGGCGUGUCGUACUUAUCGCCGAGUGCCACCGAAGAGUUCAUUGAACUUAAAAUAAAUGCGGCUGUGUAUAAAAUGGCAGAGCAGCUGAGGAAGGAGUUCUCGGCAAUGUUCGCUGAGCACUCGGGAACCUUGCUUGCAGUUCAGAAAGAACCCCAAAUUCCGGGUGAACUCAUUACCCACAAGGAACACCAGGACCCAGAAGAACACCAUUCCCACCAGUACAAAGUACCAACGAUCAGGGAACUUUCACCUGAACGUACCCCUGGUCUCUCCACCAGUCCUGCACUAUCAGAGAGUCCUGAGUUUCCUGCCAGUCCUGCGUACUAUCCUGCUACGCCCCUGCAGCGUCGCAGAAAUUAUUCUCUAGACUACUUGAGCUCGCCCAAUCUGGUCUCUUACGAACACAGACAUGAGCACACUGUUUUCCCUUUCGACGAGAACGACAGCGAGCUCAUGCCUGACGCCGAAGCGCAAGACACAGACGGCUGUGACGCCCCGAGCCCCGACUACUCUGACAUGUACUCGAUCUUCUCGACCAACUCUGGGGGUGUUGCAUACCGCCAUCCCCGCAAAGGGUCGUUGCUGGUGCAGGCCAUCUGCCAGGUCUUCGCCAAGCACGCAUACCAUGAGGACAUCGAGGGGCUCGUUAGACGGGUAUCGAAGUGGAUGCAGCAGGAGAUCUCAAAGGACAACCCUCUAGCCAGCCACCGCCACGCGGUGGUUGAGCGCGUCAACAACGGCCUGGACAAAGCCUUCUACUUCAACCCAACCGUCCUUAAGAGUCCUAAGCGCCACAUGACCAUCGCCUUCUGAAGUGUGAUGAGUGUGAUGUAGAGUGUGGUGUGAAGUGUGGUGUAGAGUGAGAGCCUCGACCGCAACAUCACCAUCGCCUUCUGAAGUGUGACGAGUGUGGUGUAGAGUGUGGUGUAGAGUGUGGUGAAAAGUGUGGUGUAGAGUGUGAGCCUCGACCGCAACAUCACCAUCGCCUUCAGAAGUGUAAUGAGUGUGGUGUAAAGUGUGGUGUAAAGUGUGGUGUAAAGUGUGGUGUAGAGUGAAGGCCUCGACCGCAACAUCACCAUCGCCUUCUGAAGUGUGACGAGUGUGGUGUAGAGUGUGGUGUAGAGUGAGAGUCCUAAGCGUAACAUGACCAUCACCUUCUAAAGUGUAACGAGUGCGAUGUAGAGUGUGGUGUAGACUGAGAGUCCUAAGCGCAACAUGACCAUCGCCUUCUGAAGUGUAACGAGUGUGAUGUAGAGUGUGGUGUAGACUGAGAGUCCUAAGCGCAACAUGACCAUCGCCUUCUGAAGUGUAGAGUGUGAUGCAGAGUGUGGUGAAGAGUGAGAGCCUCGACCGUAACAUUACCAUCGCCUUCUGUAGUGUGAUGAGUGUAAUGCAGAGUGUGGUAUAGAUUGAGAGCCUCUACCGCAACAUCACCCUCCUCUUUCAAAGCGUGACGUCGGAUGUGAUGUAGGGUGUGGUAUAGAGUGAGGUGUAGAAUGAGAGUCCCAGGUGUAACAUCACCAUUGCCUUCAUCACCAGUGAUAGAGCCGGAGGAAAAUAGUACGAAGAAGGGGGCAGUAGUUAGAGAAGAAGGGGGCGGUAGAGUAAGUGAAGGGGGUGAUAGAGUGAGUGAUGGAGGUGGUGGAGUACAUGAAAGAGGUGGUAGAGUAAGUGAUGGAGGUGGUGGAGUACAUGAAAGAGGUGGUAGAGUAAGUGAAGGGGUGAUAAAGUGAGUGAUGGAGUACAUGCAAUAGGUGAUAAAGUAAGUGAUGGAGGUGGUGGAGUACAUGAAAGAGGCGGUAGAGUAAGUGAAGGGGUGAUAAAGUGAGUGAUGGAGGUGGUGGAGUACAUGAAAGAGGCGGUAGAGUAAGUAAAGGGGUGAUAAAGUGAGUGAUGGAGGUGGUGGAGUACAUGAAAGAGGUGGUAGAGUAAGUGAUGGAGGUGGUGGAGUACAUGAAAGAGGUGAUAGAGUGAGUGAUGGAGGUGGUGGAGUACAUGAAAGAGGUGGUAGAGUAAGUGAAGGGAACGGUAGUGUCAAGGUAUCACCAACUAAGUAAGUUGGCGAUACCCUGAGUAUUAAAGCUAGUGAUCAAGUUAGUAGUAAUUAAGGUGAAUGAUAAAUUAGUUAUUAAAUUGUGUGCUGAAAGUAUUGGAAAAGUGGUGUUUGAUGGAUGAUUAAUUAAGUUAGUGAUAAAAUGGUAGGUAAAAUGAGGGGUAAAAUGAGUUGCGAUGUGAAUAUUAAUGUUUUUGGUGAAGUGAGCUUCCGCAUAUAAGUGGUGAAGUUAGUGGUUUUUGGGAACGGUGAAGCAAGUUAUAUAAUUAAUGUGAAAUUGAGUGGUGAAGCGAGAGGUGGUAGUUUAAAGUGAAGGACUCGGGAAAGUAUAAAGUGAUACCAAGGUUCAAAACCGUUCAUUAAAAUACACACUGAAAUUCUCGAGAAAUUCUUAGGCUAUAUAGGAAUCGAUGGCCGCUGAUGUGCCGCCCAUGAUUAUUAUUUUAACUAAUAAAUUUGAUUACGAAUAAUUUCGGCUCUGCUACUAUUCCGUCAGUAGUUUUAAUUUAACAUAGAAUAUAAAUAAAAAUUGCGAAUUUUAAUUGGUUUCACGGUGACAACAAAUUAUAUUAUUACAGUCGUAAAUGUAAUUUAAUUCGAUUAUAUAUGUUUACCUGAGGUUGUAAUUAUUAUCUUGAUUAACUAAAUCAUAACCUCUAAGUACCUUUCUCUAAUUAGGAACAUAAUUUUACCAUUAGCUUAUUUGUACGCAAUAAUUGAUGUUUUCAAACAAAUUAUAUUUUCGAUAGUUAUCACACAAUAUGAAUUUUGCAUAUACAUAUUUUGUUACAUUAUGAAAUAUAAAUGAUUAAUAAGUGCACGACUCCUUUUCUUUUUACUACAUACAUUCGAAUAAUUCAUUAAUCGUUAUAGCCGCUUAUUAUCUCGGAAUUUUUAUCCUAUCUUAUCUUUGAAUUAGAGCUGCUUGUGACAAGCUUAUCAGCCCGAUAUCAUAGGAUUGUCAUUGCAGGCCAUUUGGCGAUAGCAUGCAUUGCACAUGAUAAAUGGGGAACACAAUUUCCAAGGAAACAAUCAGCGUGUGCAGCUUAGGCCUUCUCAUAGUCAACAAAAGCCUCCUUAGCCUUAACAUAGGCCUUCUAGGUGGCAACGUUGGCCUCUUUACCGUCAACAUAGGCCUCCUUAGUGGCAGCGCAGGCCUCCUUGCCCUUAACAUAGGCCUUCAAGGUGGCAACUUUGGCCUCUUUACCGUCAACAUAGGCCUCCUUAGUGGCAACGUAGGCCUCCUUACCCUUAACUUAGGCCUUCUAGGUGGCAACGUGGGCCUACUUACCGUCAACAUAGGCCUCCUUAGUGGCAACGUGGGCCUCCUUACCGUCAACGUAGUCCUCCUCAUCGUCAACAUGGCCUCAUGAGGCAGCUGCGGCCACAGGCCUAAUGGCUCCCGUAUAAUUUUUGGUGCAGUAAUUCCCCUCUAAGGAAGCUGGUCAUCGUAAAUUGCCCUGCUAAGUGGCAGGCGCUAACGAGCGCUCGAGCCUCGAACAUAUUUUUAAAUUAGGGUAGACAAAUCCAGGGCUUUUGAAUGGCCGGUAAGAUUACUAUUAAUCCUUAAUUAUCUUACAUAAUUGGGGACAUCUUUUAACGGCGAUAAAAUUGUGGUCGACUGUUGGAAGGUCCAAUAUAUGUGUCGUAAUCUAUGUAGUAAUUAAAUAUAAGCAGAAUUGAUAAAAUAUUAUUUAGCAGUAAAAUUGUUGAAAUAACAAUAUAAAAUCACUUUGAUUCAUCAUGAAGGAAGCUUCCUGGACUCACGAAUUUCAGAGCAAAAUUCAUUUUCAAAACACAGUCAAAUCUUAUGUCUAACUUAACUGAAUUAACCACACUAGCUCAGGAUAAUAUAUCAUAAUAUAUAUGUACCAUAUUAUAACAGAUAGUGUGUCAUAAUAUAUAUAUAACCCAACAUACGUAUACCGUGGACGGAGGCAAAAUCUUAUAGAUUUCGAUUGGAUUAAUUGGACAAAUAAUUAUAAUUGACUGAAAAAUAUCUUCUUUUAAAUCUCGAGCGGAAUAGUGAGUAAAUCUCCGCUAAAUAUAGCCAGAGAUAUUGUGGUUACUUUCAUCCCGAUAGAAAUUCAUACUGCCAGUAAGCUACGGCAUAAGUGAACUAUUAUAUAAAUAGGCUCAUUAAUGCUCAUAUGUAUUAAUAAUAUAUGUGAAUAUAUAUAACAUGUAUUCGAUUUUGAUCCGUAUCUGAGAUACUUGUUGUAUAUA
Messenger RNA from Hyalella azteca, 6047 nucleotides. RefSeq lists its product as uncharacterized. Lineage: Eukaryota; Metazoa; Arthropoda; Malacostraca; Amphipoda; Hyalellidae. Gene Ontology annotation, biological process: proteolysis. The transcript is spliced from 4 exons. The record is from RefSeq and is a predicted model, not a curated record. The coding region runs from base 374 to 2581 and encodes 735 amino acids. Gene Ontology annotation, molecular function: cysteine-type endopeptidase activity.